Messenger RNA from Exophiala aquamarina CBS 119918, 510 nucleotides. RefSeq lists its product as uncharacterized. The coding region runs from base 10 to 510 and encodes 166 amino acids. NCBI's taxonomy places the organism in Eukaryota, Fungi, Ascomycota, Eurotiomycetes, Chaetothyriales, Herpotrichiellaceae. The transcript has a single exon. The record is from RefSeq and is a predicted model, not a curated record.
CAAAUACUGAUGGGUGAAAAUUCAGGUCUAUGCCAGCGUCGUCGAUGGCCCGAACCCUCGUAUCAGACAUCGUACAGUCCAGCGGGAUAUCGGUGCAUUGUCCGAGUGAACAAUCGUGAAUACCAGACAUCAACGUACCACUCCUCAGAAUCAUCAGCUAAAGAAGGGGCUGCCCUGAUUGCCUUCAACAUUUGUCGGAAUUUUUCCGCCAACGAUGGCAUGUAUCCUACUGGAUUCGCCCACGGCGGAGUCAUCCAAGGAAACCCAGUUCCUGUAGGUUCAGGUCGACACAGCCGCGGCAGUGGGAACGACCACCGAGCAGAGUAUCGCUACGGCGACACGGAUAGCUCUGGCAGCAGGAGCGGAGGCAGCUCUCCAGACUGGGCUGAUGGUCGUCGCUCCGAUCCACACAGUCGCACAUCAGGAGGGCGGCGAAGCCUUUACUCCUCGCCCUCCUCUUCCCAUGAUUUGAAGUACACUGGUGGCCGACGCAUUGUGACACGCUACUAG